Hippoglossus stenolepis (Pacific halibut) is the source of this 2116-nucleotide messenger RNA. It is a transcript of the gene smtna, whose product is annotated as smoothelin a. The record is from RefSeq and is a predicted model, not a curated record. Lineage: Eukaryota; Metazoa; Chordata; Actinopteri; Pleuronectiformes; Pleuronectidae. Gene Ontology annotation, biological process: actin cytoskeleton organization. The transcript has 8 exons. Gene Ontology annotation, cellular component: filamentous actin; microtubule organizing center. Gene Ontology annotation, molecular function: protein binding. Bases 178 to 948 code for a protein of 256 amino acids.
UACACCUUCUUCCCAUCUUGGGUGGUUCUCGUGCACAACCUCCUCUCACUCUCCAGACAGGAAUCCCGCGCUGUGGUGAGAGGUCUGAUGUCAGACCUCAGCUCUCACAGCCCUGCAAGACAAGUGCGCUGAAGACUUCUGAGGAGCCCAAAGACUCACUAGACCCCAUCAACAGACAUGGAGGAAAAAACAGACGUUGGAUCGGCUGCAGUGACCAGUGAGGAACUGGCUGCUAUUGAAGAUGAAGAGGUUCUCAACAAGAUGCUGGACGACGCAACAGAUUUCGACCAGAGACGAAUGAUUCGUGCUGCAUUAAGGGACUUGCUGAAGAAAAAGAGAGAUAAACGGGAGCAGGAGCGAGGGUCAAGGCAGCAGGACCUGAGGCAGCAGGGCCUCGGCAAAGGAGCGAAGACAGGCUCAGCAGUUAGCACAGGCAGAGCGUCCAUGAACCAGCAGCCGUCAAUAAAUAAACCGACAGGUCAGUCCUCUCCAUCAGCCUCCACUCCCUUCAACAGGACAGCAGGCAGCACAACCAGUCCUGCUGCAGCCCCGGUCGAGAAAUGUCCUGCUGCUGCUGCAGUACCCAACGCUAAAAAUGUCAAACAGAUGCUUCUGGAUUGGUGCAGGGCCAAAACAGAGCCAUAUGAGGGGGUGAAAAUCCAGAACUUCUCCUCAAGCUGGAAAGACGGUAUAGCCUUUUGCGCCUUAGUGCACCGGUUCUUCCCCGAUGCGUUCGAGUACUCCAUCCUCAACCCCAACAAGCCCAGGGAAAACUUCCAGCUGGCUUUCAACACUGCAGAGAGGCUGGCCGGCUGCCCCCCUCUGCUGGACCCUGAUGAUUUAGUCCGGAUGAAAGAGCCCGACUGGAAGUGUGUGUACACGUACAUCCAGGAGUUUUACCGCUGCCUGGUGGAGAAAGGCCUGGUGAAAACCAAAAAGCGGCCGUAGACUCCCUGCAUGACUCGAUGUGAUUUCAAUCGAAACACACAUUAUAGCACAAGAUGAGGUCAAAAGAUUAUAUCAUGCACUCUUGUCAGUUUGCCAAGAGGGGAAAAGGUUAAGUGUUCGAUGUGUUCAGCUCUGAUGCCCCAUACGAACAUGAAUGCAAAGUGCCUAAUGUGUGUGUGUGUGUGUGUGUGUGUGUGUGUGUGUGUGUGUGUGUGUGUGUGUGUGUGUGUGUGUGUGUGUGUGUGUGUGUGUGUGUGUGUGUGUGUGUGUGUGUGUGUGUUUGUGUGUGUUAGCAGGGACUUAUGGUUGUCUGUGUGCUCUCAGUGGACAGCUGGUGCUUAGGAUCAGUACAUUCCACUGAGAUUACACAUCUGCAUUAAUCCCAGUCAGGGCCAUGGAGAAUCUGGGAACAAAUGUUACGAUGAUGCCCUAGAGGGCCAAGACAGAUUUAAUACGUAUCCAUUCCAUUAUUACACAGUUUUUCUUGAGAAAUCAGAUGUUAUGUUCAUGGAUAAAUUCAUAAUUCAUAAUAUAGUCAGAAAAGUACAUUGGAGGGAAUAGAUGGUGUUGUUUUAUUUUAAACAUAUCCACCAACACCUUGUGUGAGUGGUUUAAAUGUGUGGUGAAUGAAUAUGGGAUGAAUGAAUGGGCACUCCACUAACAUGGUGAAUAAACACAGCCUGAAAAAAAAUGUUUUUGUAAUUCCACUUUCCAGUUUUGUCCAUUUUAUGAAGUUUUAUGUGUCUAUUGUUGUUGAGAGUCUGAUAAUGACCCUUGUGAUGUCAUCAGGGGGUUUGUCCUGUCUUGCAAACCUUUCUGAGGCCCACAACUUUAUUUGCUGGAAUGCUCCUGUAAUAGGGCGGCUUCAUGAAAUUACUGCACCAGCUUCUCUCGACACAGACUCAUGGACAUAUGCAUAGCUUACAAUGAAAACCUGCUCAAUAACUUAUUAUUUUAAGACUUUUAAUUAUAAAUAAGCAGAUCUUAAAAACACUUGUGUAUAUUGAGUAGAGCCACCCCUUGUGAUGCAAACCAUGCAUUGCUCACCAUAUUGACAUGAUGCUUACAAAAUGUACAUUUAAUGAACAUACUUUCAACACGAUCUCUGCAAAAGGUAAUUUUACAACUUACUGGCACAAAUGCAAAUAAACGACUGAUUGUUUUAUUG